Molecule: messenger RNA, 1974 nt
Organism: Octopus sinensis (East Asian common octopus)
Lineage: Eukaryota; Metazoa; Mollusca; Cephalopoda; Octopoda; Octopodidae
Product: insulin-like growth factor-binding protein complex acid labile subunit
Exons: 2
Coding region: 464-1831 (455 amino acids)
Cellular component (GO): extracellular matrix
Molecular function (GO): protein binding
Source: RefSeq, a predicted model, not a curated record
AAGUAUUCAAGAAAAUUUACUAUUACUAUGUUCAUUAUAUACUUUAUUUAGUCAAUGAACGAUGUCCAUGAACAAUGAACAAAAAAAUAUUUUAUGUAAAGGUUGGUAUUUGUGACACCUAAGCACUUGUCAUUCUGAAGAAACUGACUAGUAACAACUGACAAUGGUUUCUUAUGUCAACUUACCUGUCUUACAAAGCCCAUCCCAGAUUGCCAUAAAAGGACAACAAAGCUAUUUCCUCACCAUAGAAGGUAGUUGGUCUACUACUAUAUUGUAAGUAGCCAAGACAAUUAUUAAUGAUACUCCUCUACAGUACAAGGAAAUCUCCACUUGUUAUUCAUAUGGAUUACAACAAUGGAUGAUGAUCACUUUUGCAACAGAAAUGGAAACAUUGUUAAAUUACAAAUAAAUUAUACUUUAAGAUUGACAAGAAGGUAAGUUAUCAGAACACAAAUAUUCCAAAAUGAAAUUCAACCAACUGCACAUAAUUUGGAUAUUACAAUUCCAGGUAGCUGCUUUAGCUUUCAAUGAAACAAUUAACAUCAAAAACACUUGUUAUAUCAAUAACUUCAAAAUUUUCUGUGAAUACAUUGAUUUACAUAAUAAAAACUUAAACUUUGAACAGCUCAAUGGCACAUAUAUGUUAUAUCUUAUCGGAACAAAUCUACACUCUCUACAGGAGAAUGUUUUCAAUGGUACUCAAAUUAAGCACUUAUCAAUAUCUGACAAUCCAUUAACAGUAAUUGACAAAAAUGCAUUUGGUGGACAAGAAGAAUUCUUGGAAAGCUUAGAGCUAUCAACAACAGAUACAACAGAACUAGUUGAUUUUACAGCCCUUCAAAACCUGUAUAACCUUGAAACUCUUGAAAUUGAGAAUUUCUAUAUGAACCAGAAUUUAAACAAUUUUACUUCUGAUAAGCUAACUAAACUGACAAAACUCUCUUUAAUAAAUAAUAAAAUUCGUGAUGUUAACAUAAAUACAUUUGCACAUUUCCAGAAUUUAACUCAACUUACUAUAAAAAAUAAUAAGCUAGCAAAAAUGCUACAUCCACAAGCCUUUGAGCAUCUGCUCAACUUACAAUAUCUUGAUGUGAGUAAUAAUGCAAUCACAGAGAUAACAAUGGGAAAUUUACAAAAUGUAAAAAAGAUGCUGCAACAUUUAGACUUUAGUUCAAACAAAAUCACACGUGAUCAUUUGGAACAUUUUAAAAACCUUUCAAAACUUGAAACCCUCAAGUUAGAUAACAAUAGAAUUAAAAGUCUAUCAGGUGACAUAUUUCAAAAUAUGAAUAAACUGAAAACCUUGUCUGUGAGAAAUAACCAACUUACUAAAUUGCGAAAAACAUAUUUAAAUGGUUUAAAUAAUCUCAGAGAACUAUUUUUAAGUGGAAAUCAAUUGAUCAUUGAAGCCACAACAAUGACUGAAGUGCCUCUCUUAGAAAUUUUAUAUUUGGAUAAUCAAAAUCUAAAAGGAACUAUGGAAAUAAAAUGGUUAGAAAAUACCAGUGGAACACUGAAAAAAUUAUCGUUAAAAGGCAAUAGUUUUAAUAACAUAGAUCUUUGGAGAGCAAUUAAAACAUUACCACAUUUGGAAUUCUUGGAUCUUUCCAAAUGUAAUCUAGCAGUAAUCCCUGCUUUUGCAUUUGAACAGAACCCAAAGCUAAAAGCCAUAAAGCUAAAUGACAACAAAUUAGAGAGUUUAGAGGAAGGUGCAUUUCAAGGUCUACAAAACACUUUAGAGUCUAUUAAACUCAGCAACAACCAGCUCCAAGUUGUGGACGAAUGUGUUUUUAAUAAUUUCAACUGGCCAGAAAAGGAUAUUUCAAUAUAGACCUCAGCAAUAAUAAACUGGUGUGUAAUUGUUCUCUUCAUUGGCUUCAAAUUCAGUUGCAUGAAUAUAUUAAGAAAUCUAAUAAUAACACUUUACCAGUUAGUUUCUGGAAGUGUUUCACUGCUAAUGGAGAGGAGCUGAUU